AUGGUUGCAUUAGCAUAUUGUUGUAUGCCAAGAGUUGCCCGGUGUUUGGGCCGUAAAAGGUUUUCUGUUGAAAUGGGAAGGUUAGUGUUUGGGUUGACAAGAGGGGUGGGCUUCUGUUUUUGUGAGAUAACCGACAUGUCACUGACGUUGUCCACCGUUAUUGAUAUUGUGCUUCUUGAGAUCACCAUCAGUUGUGGUGUUUGCAUGGAGGCGCUUUGUGUCAUUAUGGCGGCGGAGGAUGUUGGUCCUUUGGCGGUCGGCCCCUAUAAUUCGUUUGUUGGAGCAGUGGUAAUUGUUAAGCUACCUUGUUGUGAUGUUUAA
Messenger RNA from Lactuca saligna, 321 nucleotides. The record is from the annotation of a GenBank genome assembly. Lineage: Eukaryota; Viridiplantae; Streptophyta; Magnoliopsida; Asterales; Asteraceae.